UGGAAGAGCUCCGUGCGUAAAAUCCACGACCGUCUUUAUAUAUAAGUACUCAUCUCCUCUUUCCUCUUGGACCAAAGUUUCAAGGCUCAGUCUUCUUCUCACAUAUUCCGCUCAGUUUCCUCUCCUCUCUCCUCCUUCAGCUAACGCUCUGAGUGCGAGUUCAAUGUCGAAUUUCAUGGCUGCUUCGAAUCAGAAUACGAAUCCGAACAAGUCCUUUGAGGUCACCCCUCCACCGAACGACUCGAUAUCGAGCCUAAGCUUCAGUCCCAAGAGUAACAUUCUGGUCGCCACCUCCUGGGAUAACCAGGUGCGAUGCUGGGAGAUACACCAGAGUGGACAAAAUCUUGCUAGUGUGCCCAAGGCAUCCAUAUCGCAUGACCAACCGGUUUUGUGCUCAACCUGGAAGGAUGAUGGAUCGACAGUGUUCUCCGGAGGGUGUGACAAGCAAGUUAAGAUGUGGCCUUUGGCUGGUAACCAACCAGUGACCGUUGCCAUGCAUGAAGCACCCAUAAAAGAGAUUGCAUGGAUCCCGGAGAUGAACUACUUAGUCACAGGAAGCUGGGACAAGACUUUGAAGUAUUGGGAUCUGAGGCAGCAAACUCCAAUCCAUACCCAACCUCUACCUGAGCGCUGCUACACUCUAUCAGUGAGAUACCCUCUAAUGGUUGUUGGCACUGCAGACAGAAAUCUGAUCGUUUUUAACUUGCAAAACCCACAGACAGAAUUCAAGCGAAUUGUUUCACCCCUAAAGUAUCAAACAAGGUGUGUUGCUGCAUUUCCUGAUCAGCAAGGAUUCUUGGUUGGUUCUAUUGAAGGGAGGGUUGGUGUACAUCAUCUGGAUGAUGGACUACAAAGUAAAAACUUUACCUUCAAGUGCCAUAGAGAGGGCAAUGAGAUAUACUCGGUCAACUCUCUGAACUUCCAUCCAGUCCAUCACACAUUUGCUACCGCUGGUUCUGACGGUUCUUUCAAUUUUUGGGAUAAGGAUAGCAAACAGAGACUAAAGGCAAUGGCGAGGUGCAGUCAACCUAUACCUUGCAGUGCUUUCAACAAUGAUGGUUCCAUAUUUGCAUACGCAGUUUGCUAUGAUUGGAGCAAGGGCGCUGAAAAUCAUAAUCCUGCUACCGCAAAGAACUACAUUUACCUCCACGUGCCCCAGGAAGCCGAGGUUAAAGGCAAGCCAAGAAUCAACGCUGGAAAACGGUGAAGCUGUCAUGUCGGGUAUGAGCUAUUUUGUGCAUACGACGUUUUUUAGUUGGCAAACGUGUGUGAUCAAGGCUGCAUUCUGUAUGUCUAGUUUAGAUGGGAAGAUUAUUGUCUAGUUUAGAUAGGAAGAUUGUUGUUCUGGUGCUAUUUUGAGUUGCCAUCUCCGAAGAGGCGGCUGGGUUGUCGACACGAUCUCGUUCUUGUUCCGUUGUGCUGAGAAUUCAAAACAUAUAAAUUUCUUUGCUAAAUUUCAAUGAGCUUGAGGUUUCUUGUUA
Molecule: messenger RNA, 1481 nt
Organism: Pyrus x bretschneideri (Chinese white pear)
Lineage: Eukaryota; Viridiplantae; Streptophyta; Magnoliopsida; Rosales; Rosaceae
Product: protein RAE1
Exons: 12
Coding region: 164-1207 (347 amino acids)
Biological process (GO): RNA export from nucleus; transcription-dependent tethering of RNA polymerase II gene DNA at nuclear periphery
Cellular component (GO): nuclear pore
Molecular function (GO): ubiquitin binding; RNA binding
Source: RefSeq, a predicted model, not a curated record